Messenger RNA from Calypte anna (Anna's hummingbird), 2331 nucleotides. RefSeq names its product protein arginine methyltransferase 7 (gene PRMT7). NCBI's taxonomy places the organism in Eukaryota, Metazoa, Chordata, Aves, Apodiformes, Trochilidae. The record is from RefSeq and is a predicted model, not a curated record. Gene Ontology annotation, molecular function: protein-arginine N-methyltransferase activity. Bases 309 to 2264 code for a protein of 651 amino acids. The transcript is spliced from 18 exons. Gene Ontology annotation, biological process: peptidyl-arginine methylation.
AGACGCCGUGAGGCGGUUGAGCGGUAGGCGGCGGUGUGGGUGUUGGAGGUGUCGGGGUGCUCUGCGCUGGGUGUGGGCUCUGAGGGGUACGUGAGGCCGCAGCAUUUCAGGGCCCUGAGGAGGAAAGAAUAUUGGUUCUAUCCUGGCUCAGACCAAGGCAACUACACAUAAUACAUCAAUAACACAAACUGAAAUGAUCAUGAAGACCUUUGUGGAAGAGCAAUCCUACUACUGGUGCAAUGGAAUGGUUAUGAAGAGGUGAGGACUAUGACUACCAUCAGGAAAUUGCAAGGUCACGCUAUGCAGAUAUGCUUCAUGAUAAAGAUAGAAACGUGAAAUAUUACGAAGGUAUUCGUGCUGCAGUGAGCAGAGUAAAAGCAAGAGGUGAGAAGGCAAUUGUUUCUAGACAUAGGGACUGGCACAGACUUCUGUCUAUGAUGGCAGCUUCAGCAGAUGCAGACUUCUGCUAUGCAGUUGAGGUUUUCAAGCCCAUGGCUGAUGCUGCUGUGAAGAUAGUGGAAAAAAAUGGUUUUUGUGACAAAAUCAAAGUAAUCAACAAGCACUCGACUGAAGUCACAGUUGGCCCAGAUGGAGAUAUGCAAUGUCGUGCAAACAUCCUGGUAACAGAAUUAUUUGAUACAGAGCUGAUAGGAGAAGGAGCUUUACCAACCUAUGAGCAUGCACACAAGUAUCUUGUACAGGAAGGAUGUGAGGCAGUGCCUCACAGAGCAAGAGUAUAUGUCCAGUUAGUGGAAUCCAAGAGAAUGUGGUCCUGGAACAAACUGUUUCCUGUUCGUGUUGAAGCAGAGGAUGGUGAAAAAAUUAUUGUCUCCCCUUCAGAAAUGGAGAACUGUCCAGGUGUUCCUUCUGUUUGUGAUAUUCAACUGAACCAGAUGCCUUUAGGUGACUUCACCAUCCUUAGUGAUGUGGUGACUAUGUUCAGUGUGGAUUUUAGCAAACCAGUAAGAAGUGCUUCUACCUGCUAUAGAGUACAACUAGAGCCCUUAAAGUCUGGCAAGGCACAAAUUGUUCUUUCCUGGUGGGAUAUUGACAUGGACCCCUCUGGGAUGAUAAAUUGCUCAAUGGCUCCAUACUGGGUAAAAUCCAGUUCUUCUUUCCAGUGGAGAGAUCACUGGAUGCAGUGUGUGUAUUUCCUUCCAAAUGAGGAGCCAGUUCUCCAGGGUGAGAAGGUGUACCUGACUGCCUGUCGUGAUGAGUACUCCCUGUGGUACAACCUAAAGAAAGUCAGAGAAGAGGAGAAUAAAGCAGAUGUUUGUGUUGAGAGUCCUGUUUGUAGAUGCCAGGCUCACCUUCUCUGGAACAGACCCCGUUUUGGGGAAUUGAAUGAUCAGAAUAGAACAAGCCAAUAUAUCAAGUCUUUGAUGAAAGUUUUGAAAGCAGAUAGUGUUUGCCUUUGUAUCAGUGAUGGCAGUCUGCUGCCUGUGCUGGCUCACUGUCUUGGAGCAAAGCAGGUGUUUACAUUAGAAAACUCUGCUGUGUCCUGUUCUGUCAUGAAAAAAUUUUUUAGAGCAAAUAAUAUUGAAGAUAAAAUUAAAAUAAUAGAAGCACGUCCUGAGCUGCUGUCAUCUUCUCAUUUGGAAGAUAAAAAGAUUUCUGUUCUUGUGGGAGAGCCAUUUUUUACUACAAGUUUGUUGCCAUGGCAUAACCUGUAUUUCUGGUAUGCUAGGACAGCUGUGACCAGUCACUUAGCCAGCAAUGUCACUGUCCUACCUCAGUCUGCUUCUUUGCACAUGAUGAUUGUGGAGUUUCAGGAUUUAUGGAGAAUCCGGAGCCCAUGUGGGUCCUGUGAAGGUUUUGAUGUCCGAACUAUGGAUGAUAUGAUCCAAAAUUCUCUGAAUUUUAGGGAAUCAAAGGAAGCAGAACCUCAUCCUCUGUGGGAAUAUCCUUGUAAGUCACUCUCUGACCCCCAGCAAGUUUUGACAUUUGACUUCAGAGAGACUGUUCCACAACACUGUCUCAGCACAAAGGGUUCUGUAAACCUUGUACGGAAAGGAAAGAGCCAUGGAGCAGUUCUAUGGAUGAAAUAUAAUCUAAUUGCUGAUAUCUCUGUUAGCACAGGACUGAUGCACAUAUCAAAUGAAAAGGGAAAUUGUGAAUGGAAUCCCCACUGCAAGCAAGCUGUCUAUUUCUUCAGUUCUGUUAUUGAAUCAGAAACUUUGUCAGAUCUUCCUAGUGCUAUCACAUAUGCUAUAAAUUUCAAUACAAAGACAGGAGAGAUUACCAUGGAUUUUAAGCCAUUAUAAAAUACUUUCCUUUUACUUGUACUCAUAAAUUAUAAGAAAUCUACACUGAUUUUUUUUUUAUAUAGCA